Messenger RNA from Patella vulgata (common limpet), 5251 nucleotides. RefSeq names its product alpha-actinin, sarcomeric. Lineage: Eukaryota; Metazoa; Mollusca; Gastropoda; Patellidae. The record is from RefSeq and is a predicted model, not a curated record. Gene Ontology annotation, cellular component: cell projection; cell junction; Z disc. Gene Ontology annotation, biological process: actin cytoskeleton organization; muscle cell development. Gene Ontology annotation, molecular function: calcium ion binding; actin filament binding. The coding region runs from base 151 to 2820 and encodes 889 amino acids. The transcript is spliced from 23 exons.
UAAGUCAUUUCCGGUAAGAAAGUAGGUCACGUGACAAGAUCUCCGGCUAGGGUGUUGAUCUUUCCUUGCUUGUUAACUUUCAGAACUCCAAAAUUACUCUUUAAUACAAUUUCAGCACCUAGGGGGUUCAGAGGAGUGUAGCCAGGAAACAUGGCGAGCGACGAGUAUUUUGAUGGCUAUAUGGAAGAAGAAGAAGAAUGGGACAGAGAGGGUUUACUGGACCCUGCAUGGGAAAUCCAGCAGAAAAAGACAUUCACAGCAUGGUGCAAUUCACAUUUAAGGAAAGCCGGUACAUCCAUAGAAAACAUAGAAGAGGAUUUUCGAAAUGGUCUCAAACUUAUGCUUUUAUUAGAAGUAAUUUCAGGGGAGCAGUUACCUAAACCUGACCGUGGCAAAAUGAGGUUCCAUAAAAUAGCCAACGUAAAUAAAGCAUUAGAUUAUAUAGCUAGUAAAGGUGUGAAACUUGUAUCCAUAGGUGCAGAAGAAAUCGUAGAUGGUAAUAUUAAAAUGACAUUAGGUAUGAUUUGGACUAUUAUUUUGAGAUUUGCUAUUCAAGAUAUCACAGUAGAAGAAUUAACAGCUAAAGAAGGUCUAUUAUUAUGGUGUCAAAGAAAGACAGCCCCAUAUAAGAAUGUUAAUGUUCAAAAUUUCCAUCUCAGCUUUAAAGAUGGGUUGGCCUUCUGUGCCUUGAUUCAUAGGCAUCGCCCCGAUCUUAUAGAUUACCAUAAGUUAUCUAAGGAAAAUCCAUUAGAGAAUUUAAACACAGCCUUUGAUAUCGCAGAGAAAUAUUUGGAUAUUCCUAGAAUGUUGGAUCCAGAAGACAUGGUUAAUUCUGCUAAACCAGAUGAACGUUCAGUUAUGGCCUAUGUCUCAUCAUAUUACCACGCCUUCUCUGGAGCUCAGCAGGCUGAAACAGCUGCUAACCGAAUUUGUAAAGUUCUGAAAAUUAACCAAGAAAAUGAACGUUUAAUGGAAGAGUAUGAAAGACUUGCCAGUGACCUUCUAGCUUGGAUCAAAAAAACAAAACCAUGGUUAGAAAAUCGUAUAACAGACAAUACAUUGCCCGGUACACAGCAUAAAUUAGAAGAAUUUCGUGAUUACAGAAGAAAACAUAAACCACCCAAGUUGGAAGAUAAAGCUCGUCUAGAAAAUAGUUUUAAUACUUUACAAACACGUUUGAGACUUAGUAACCGCCCAGCUUAUAUACCAACAGAGGGAAAACUUGUUUCGGAUAUUGCUGAUGCAUGGAAAGGAUUGGAGUCGGCAGAGAAAGGCUUUGAAGAAUGGCUCUUGUCAGAAUUACAGAGAUUGGAAAGAUUGGAUCAUCUUGCCCAGAAAUUCCGACAUAAAUGUGAAAUCCAUGAAGAAUGGGCUGUUGGUAAAGAAGAUAUGUUAGAAAGUAGAGAUUAUAAAAAGUGUAGAUUAAAUGAACUUAAGGCUAUGAAAAAGAAACAUGAAGCUUUUGAGAGUGAUUUAGCAGCUCACCAAGACAGAGUUGAACAAAUAGCAGCCAUUGCACAAGAAUUAAAUGCCUUAGAUUAUCAUGAUGUAGCAACUGUCAACACACGAUGUCAAAAAAUCUGUGACCAGUGGGAUAGAUUAGGACAGUCCACACAGAAACGAAGAGAGGGUUUAGAUGAAGCUGAACGUAUCUUAGAAAGAAUUGAUCAACUCCAUCUUGAAUUUGCCAAAAGAGCAGCUCCAUUCAAUAACUGGAUGGAUGGUGCUAAAGAAGAUUUAAUGGAUAUGUUUAUUGUACAUACAACAGAAGAAGUACAGGGUUUGAUUUCUGCCCAUGACACAUUUAAAUCUACUCUUGGUGAAGCCGAUAAAGAAUAUAAUACAAUUAUUACACUGGUUCAAGACGUGGCUCGUCUCGCCCAACAAUAUAACAUGACACCCCCAGAUAACCCUUACACCACAUUACAUGCUCAGGAUAUUGCUAACAAAUGGGGUGAAGUAAAACAAUUGAUACCAAGACGAGAUCAAACAUUACAACAAGAAAUGUUGAGACAACAGAAGAACGAAACUCUCAGACGACAGUUCGCUAAUAAAGCUAAUAGUGUUGGCGAAUGGAUAGAGAAACGUUUAGAUUUUGUUGCGGCUAUUGGAGUUCAUAUGAAGGGUUCGCUAGAAGAUCAGCUUAAUGAAAUUCAACAUACAGAAAAAGAAUGCCAAGGCUUCAGACCUCAUAUGGAUGAACUUGAGAGAAUUAACCAGGAAGUCCAGGAAUCUAUGAUCUUUGAAAAUAGAUAUACUCAAUAUACAAUGGAGACAUUGAGAGUUGGAUGGGAGCAACUUCUUACAGCACUUGCCAGAAAUAUUAAUGAAUUGGAAAACCAGAUUUUAACUAGAGAUUCUAAGGGUAUUUCAGCCCAACAAAUGAAUGAAUUCAAGAUGUCCUUCAGUCACUUUGAUAAAAAUAAAACUAGUCGAUUGGAGCCAAAAGAAUUUAAAGCAUGUCUUGUUAGUUUGGGUUAUAAUAUUAGAGAUGAUAAACAGGGUGAAGCUGAUUUCCAGAGAAUUAUGGCCAUUGUUGAUCCUAACAGAAGUGGUUUUAUUACAUUUGAGGCCUUUAUUGACUUUAUGACAAGAGAAACUGCAGACACAGAUACUGCUGAACAAGUAAUGCAGUCCUUCAAAAUCUUGGCUGGUGACAAGCCAUACAUUACUGCACAAAUCCUUCGUCAAGAAUUGCCUCCAGAUCAAGCUGAGUAUUGUAUUCAAAGAAUGGCGCCUUAUUCAGGUCGUGAUGCUGUUCCUGGUGCACUGGACUACAUGUCUUUCUCCACUGCCUUAUAUGGUGAGAGUGACCUGUAAAUGGAACAUCAAUGGGAGAGAACUGGGCUGGUGCAGCAUAGCAGUUGACAUGAGAGAUUGGCUUAUAAAAAAAAACUUCACUCCUGCUGGGAUUGGCUCAUUUUACUAUAGAGAGAUUGAGAGAGAAAAAGAAGACUAUCCUAGUGGUCCUCAUCAAUUAAUUAACCACAGCCCUUCCUCCCACCUUGUUUUAUUCUGUGUACCAGUGUUAUUUUGGUUUCUAGUGGUUAUGAGUGGGUUUGUGGAGGACGUCUAGUGCAAUGAAUCAUAUUAAUUCAAGCUAUAGAAAGAAAGAACUUAAAAAAAAAAAGAUUUCAGUUUAAUAAUUGAGUGGUGUUUUUCUGUAAACCUAGAUAAAUGCUACAUAUCCAUUCUCCCUGUUGUUUUAACACUUACUUAAAGUUUGAAACAUGUCAUGAUGCACCAUGAAUCGGUACCUUGUGAUGUCCAAUCAUCAAUAAGCGUUCACCAUAAUUUACACACAUUUUAUAUUUGUUCAUUUGUUAAAUAUAAAGUAUGACCCACUGCUUUUGACAAACAAAAUUUUAAAUGGUUGCUAUCUAUUGUGUGUGUUUUUUGCGUCUUCAACAUUUUCUUUAUAAUCGACCAUAUUUGUUCAUUGUAAAACUACAGUUGAAGGAACACACAAUAUUAGAUAUCGGUAAUAAAAAUUCAACAAGACUGAAUUUCAACAAUUUUUUGAUACUUGACGUGACUCAAUAAAAUAAGUGUAGUGUAUUGAAUGGUUUUGUCUUCCAUUUUUACAAAACAAAAGAAAAUCAUGUGCAAUUGUGGGUUUUUUUUAUAUAAAUGUGAAUAAAAAUUUUUAUAUUUAUUAUUAUUAAUGAAUAAACAGAUGCAAUUAUUAAUGACAGGCAAAAUGGUUUAUAAAAAAAAAUAAAUAAAUACAGUGGACACUCAAAACAUACAAACUGCAGUUUUACAGCAGAGUAUUUCCACAAUUACUGAUUCAAUAAAAAUUCCAUUUGGUGCUUUAAAAUGUUUUAGUUCUGACAUUAUAGGAUAUACAUGGUGGCAUUGUUUCAGUCUUUGUUAAACAUAGUUUUGUUUUGUUUUUUUAAAAAAAAAUCGUCUAUUACUGGUAGGUGGGUUUUCUUGUCUUUUUUUCUUCUUGAAUGAUUGUGAACACUGCCAGAAAGAUCGAAGUUGGCAUGGAUUUGAUACAGUUGUCAAGUUUUGUUAAUUGUUUAGCCUUUGAGUAUAUCAAUAAUGACACACAAUACCCAGUAAAGUUAAUCAUAUUUUUCUAAUGGGGUGUUGUAUUCUUUUUUUCUUUUAAAAAGAAAGAUUGUACCUACCUAUUUUAGUUUAAAAUUAUUUUUAGAAUGAAAUUCCUUCCAGAGCUUAAUGUCAAGAGUAUUGUUUUACAAAAUAGUUAUCAACUUAUAGCCCUGCCUUUUUGUGUAAUUAUGUAAACAUCGGAAUCAUUUGAGAUUCUCAGAAAGUAUGAUUGAUCUGAGGGAAUUUAUUCUUGUUCAUUCUUUUAUCUCUGAAUGAAUUCAGGAUGACUACAUAGCUAUGUGGCAAUGCAGGAUACUAAACAAUGCACUGUCCUUGACUUUGGCUUUGUCAGGUUGCCCGUAUUAGACUGCUGUACAUCUGUGAUCAAGACUAAAGCUCGGGAGAUAUAAUUUAGGCUGGUGUUAUUUUGAGUGACCUAAAGAGCACAUGUAUACAUUAUCAUAUUACCACCAUAUUGUUAUAUUUUAACCAAUCUUAUCAUCAUGUUACAAGCCUUUUAUUAAUCAAUGUCUUGCUCACAGAUGUAGCAGGUUUGACCAAUCAAGGGGUUAUUAAGCCCGGACUAGGAGAAAUUCCCUUUAUUUUAUUUAUGUAGAUAUUCAAACUUUAAAAAAAUUGCUUCUUUUACACACAGGCCAUAAUAAUAAACAUGUAGAAUGAUAUUUAGUGGAAUAAUUAUGAAUAAAUAAUAUAUAUUAUAAAACACUGAAAUAUAGUGUACUAUUUUAUUUCCACUAUGGAAAAUUGGUGAUAUAUAUUUUUUUUUUGUUUUACUUUUGAAUCAGUGUUAUACCGUAGUUAAACAGUUUUCUAAAUUUACUAUGUUAUAGUUUAAAUCAAAAACUGGGUAUUAAUUUUUGGUUUUGUAGAUAGAUCUUGAAUGCUGGCAGGUGCAAGAAUAUUAUCUGUAAAGUUACAGUAUCCAAGUUGAAUCAAAAGUAAUCAAAGCUCUGCACCUAUUGUAAUAACAUUUUAACUUACAUCAUUUGUAAUUAUAAAUGCUUGCUUGGACUUAAAAUCUGUUAAUAGUUCUGUUUAAUCAUAGUAUUGACUAAUAACAAGAAAUAUGUCUGAUAAAAUGUAGUUUGUUCAGUCAUUAAAAUGAUCAUGUCUACACUGAUUACAUAUAAACUUGUAGAAACUGAAAUAAAGAAUUUACCUCCUGUAA